This is a messenger RNA of Guillardia theta CCMP2712, 3396 nucleotides long. RefSeq lists its product as hypothetical. The annotation marks the transcript as partial. Gene Ontology annotation, biological process: endonucleolytic cleavage of tricistronic rRNA transcript (SSU-rRNA, 5.8S rRNA, LSU-rRNA); ribosome biogenesis; maturation of SSU-rRNA from tricistronic rRNA transcript (SSU-rRNA, 5.8S rRNA, LSU-rRNA). Lineage: Eukaryota; Cryptophyceae; Pyrenomonadales; Geminigeraceae. Gene Ontology annotation, molecular function: U3 snoRNA binding; GTPase activity; GTP binding. The transcript has 12 exons. Gene Ontology annotation, cellular component: nucleus; 90S preribosome. The record is from RefSeq and is a predicted model, not a curated record.
AAAUCGCACAGAGCUCGGCAAGCCGGGUCGAAGGCGAACAAGAAGAAGGCGAAGAAAGAGAGGAGGGAAGGGAAGACGCUAGCUAAGGGUCAGAACCCAAGGGCCUUCGGAAGAUCAUCUGCUGGUAUCACCGCGCGCAUCCAACAAGCAAGGAAGGCCGAGAUUCAUGAGAGGAAGCUGCAUGUGCCGCUCACCGACCGCUCCUACCUUGCCGAAGAUCCGCCACCUAUCGUGGUGGCUGUCGUGGGACCUCCCAAGGUUGGCAAGACGACUUUGAUCCGAUCGCUGGUGAAGCACUACACGAGGCACAACCUCAACCAGGUUCUCGGCCCCAUCACGCUAGUGUCCGGCAAGAAUAGGAGGCUGACCAUCGUCGAGUGCGCCAACGACCUCGCCUCCAUGAUGGACGUUGGAAAGUCAGCGGACCUGAUCCUCCUUAUGGUGGACGGGAGCUUCGGGUUUGAGAUGGAGACUUUCGAGUUCCUCAACAUCCUGCAAGCUCAUGGGUUCCCCAAGAUCCUUGGCAUCCUGACGCACCUCGAUCACUUCAGAGACAACAAGAAGCUGAGGAAGACGAAGAAGCGCAUGAAGUCGCGCUUCUGGACGGAGGUGCAUGACGGGGCCAAGUUGUUCUACUUCAGCGGGCUGGAGAAGAGCGGGAGGUACCCCAAGACAGAAGUUCACAACCUAGCAAGGUUCAUCUCUGUCGCCAAGUUCCGCCCUCUCAUCUGGAGAAACCAUCACCCGUACGUGAUCGCGGACAGGUUCGAGGAAGUGACGGACCCGGAGAGGGUCCGGCAAGAUCCGCGCUGUGACCGGACCAUGUACCUGUACGGCUACUGCAGGGGAACCUACCUCAAGCCCUCCCAGCGCGUCCACGUCCCCGGGGUCGGCGACUUCAGCCUGGAGGCAGUGACGCAGCUCGAGGACCCCUGCCCCCUGCCCACCAAGAACGGGGAGAAGAAGAGGAGGACGCUGAAGACUGCGGAGCGGAGCAUCUAUGCUCCCAUGUCGGACGUGUCCGGGAUCCUGUUCGACAAAGACGCUACCUACAUUGAGAUCCCGGACAAGCACGUGGCUCAGCACAGUGCCGAGCAUAGCGAGGGAGUGCAGAUGGUGAGGAGGCUACAAGACGCGGAGAAGACGGUGGACGAGAGGCUGGGGGAGGCGACGCUGCAGCUGUUCGAGGGGAGCAAGAAGAUCACAAUCCAGGGAGUGACUUUUGCACAGGUGAAACAGGACAAGGAUGCUAUGGAGGACGAAGAUGAGGACGAGGACGAGGACGAGGACGAAGAUGAGGACGAGGAGCAAGGCGAGGAAGAGGAAGAGAACGAAGAAGACCAAGACGAAGAGGAGGACGAAGAGGAGGAGGAUGAAGAAAGAUUCCAAGGGAGGAUGAGAAGGAAGGCUGUGUUCCUGGAUGAGGAGGAGGAAGACGAUGACGACGACGACGAGGAAGGAACAGACGAGGAGGACAUGAGCGAGGAGGAGGAGAAGCUCAGGAACGAGCAGGCCGAGGACGAGGAGGGAGAGGGGGAUGAGGGAGAAGGGGAGGGAGAGGAGGAGGAGGAGGAGGAGGAGGCUCACUCCAAGUGGAAAGCUGUGUUGGGGAAGCGCUGGCUGAUGAACGCAAGGGUGAAUAUCGAGGCGCUUGUGUAUGGGAAGAAGGGGAAGAGAAAGGAAAAGAAGGAGGAGAAAGCUCGGGGGGGAGAGGAGGAGGAGGGAUCGGACGAAGAUUUCUUCAAGCCCGUCAAGGGAGGGAGGAAAGCUCGAGGGAGGGAGGAGGAGGAGGAAGAGGGAGAGGAGGAGGAACUGGACGAGGACGAGGAGGACUUGACCAAGUUCAACCACGAUGAGGAGGAGCUCGCGUGCUGGGAGGACGCCAAGAGGAUCGCGGAGAUCAGGAGGAAGUUCGUCAACGACGAGACGGACGCGGCAACGGUGAAGGAGGCGUUCUACAAGGAGGAGGGGGGAAAGGAGGACGGGGAGGUGGCGUAUGGGGACUUCGAAGACCUUGAGACGGGGGAGGUGUUUGCGACGGGGAUGGGGGAGGUCCCGAUGAAUGUGGAUAGCGGGGAUGAGGAGGAGGGAGGCGGGAAGAAGAAGAAGAAGGGCGGGAAGGAUACAGUUGGGGCGGAGCUUGAUGCCCAGAAGAAGCUCAACUUGGAAGAGUUUGAGGAGGAGGACGCAGAGACGAGAAGGCAGUACGUUGGGUUCACCCCUGGAGCAUACGUGCGGGUGAAGCUGACGGGAGUCCCUUGCGAGUUUGUCCGGCACUUCGACCCCAGGAGGCUGAUGGUGGUCGGGGGGCUGACGGCGCAGGAGGAGAGGACGGGGAUGGUGCAGGUGAGGCUGAAGAAGCACAGGUGGUACAGGAGGGUGCUGAAGAACCAGGACCCCCUCAUCGUCUCGCUGGGGUGGAGGAGGUUCCAGACGAUGCCAACGUUCUCGCUCAAGCACGUGGCGGCGGGGGAGGACAGGAGCAGGAUGAUCAAGUACACUCCCGAGCACAUGCACUGCUUCGCCCAGAUGCUCGCUCCCCUCACCGCCCCCGGCACCGGUUUCGUCUGCUUCCAGUCGCUGUCGCAGGAGGCGGCCGGCUUCCGCAUCGCAGCGACGGGAGUGGUGACGGAGAUUGACGGAGGGGAGGGCAAGAUCGUAAAGAAGCUGAAGCUGGUGGGGGAGCCUAUGAAAGUUCACAAGAACACCUGCUUCGUGCGCAGGAUGUUCUCCUCCUCCCUCGAGGUCGCCAAGUUCGAAGGCGCGUCGAUCAGGACGGUCAGCGGGAUCAGGGGGCAGGUGAAGAAGGCUGUGAAGGGGGAGGAGGGAGUCUUCCGCGCCACGUUCGAGGACAAGGUGCUCAUGUCGGACAUCAUCUUUCUCCGCACGUGGGUGCAGGUCCACCCUCCUCGGUUCUACAACCCGGUGACGAACGCGCUGGGGAAGUUCGAGGGAGGGGGAGAGGAGGGCUGGAAGAGGAUGAGGACUGUGGGGGAGAUCAGGAGGGCGAAGAAGGAGCCGGUGCCGGUUAACAAGGACUCAUUGUACAAGCCGAUCGAGCGCAAGCCGCGGGUGUUCAACCCCCUCCGCAUCCCCAGGGGCCUGCAGCAGGAGCUGCCGUUCGCGUCGAAGCCCAAGGAGGAGAAGCAGAGGAGGAAGAAGCUCUACGUGCACAAGCGCGCGGUGGUGAUGGAGCCCGAGGAGAAGCGACUGCACGUGCUGAUGCACAAGAUCAACACCAUCCGCAACGACAAGACCAAGAAGAGGAAGGAGGCAGACGCUCGCAGCCGCGCAGAGCUCGCGAAGAAGCUCGAGAAGAAGAACGAGUCGCUGAACCAGUACCGCAAGGACGAGAAGAAGAAGCGCUUCCGAACGGAGGGGAAGGAGGCAGCCCGU